Messenger RNA from Haliaeetus leucocephalus (bald eagle), 1103 nucleotides. RefSeq names its product ankyrin repeat and SOCS box containing 1 (gene ASB1). The coding region runs from base 1 to 1014 and encodes 337 amino acids. NCBI's taxonomy places the organism in Eukaryota, Metazoa, Chordata, Aves, Accipitriformes, Accipitridae. Gene Ontology annotation, cellular component: ubiquitin ligase complex. The transcript is spliced from 5 exons. The record is from RefSeq and is a predicted model, not a curated record. Gene Ontology annotation, molecular function: protein binding. Gene Ontology annotation, biological process: intracellular signal transduction; protein ubiquitination.
AUGGCGGAGGGCGGCCCCCCCGGCGGCGGGGACCCGCCCGCCGCCUCAGGUCGUAACCUGAAGGAGUGGCUGCGGGAGCAGUUCUGCGACCACCCCAUCGAGCACUGCGAGGACACCCGCCUGCACGACGCGGCCUACGUGGGGGACCUGCCCACCCUCAAGAGCUUGCUGCAAGAGGAGAGCUUCCAAAGCCGGAUCAACGAGAAGUCCGUGUGGUGCUGUGGCUGGCUGCCCUGCACACCGCUGCGCAUCGCUGCCACUGCCGGCCACGGCCCCUGCGUUGACUUCCUCCUCCGCAAAGGGGCUGAGAUCGACCUGGUGGAUGUGAAGGGGCAGACCGCCCUCUAUGUGGCCGUGGUCAACGGGCACCUCGAGUGUGCCAAGAUCCUCCUGGAAGCUGGGGCUGACCCCAACGGCAGCCGGCACCACCGCAGCACCCCUGUCUACCAUGCGGCGCGUGUGGGCCGGGCAGACAUCCUCCGGGAGCUGAUCAGGUAUGGCGCAGACGUGGAUGUGAAUCACCACCUCGCUUCCCGGGUCCCCAGUCUCUCUCUGCGGCCCCUCACCACGCUGGUGGUCUGCCCGCUGUACAUCAGCGCUGCCUACCACAACCUCCAGUGCUUCCGGCUGCUGCUCCAGGCUGGAGCCAACCCAGAUUUUAACUGCUGCGGGCCCAUCAACAUCCAAGGCUUCUCCCGGGGCUCCCCGGUCUGUGUGAUGGAUGCUGUCUUGCGGCAUGGCUGUGAGGCGGCGUUCGUCCACCUCUUGAUUGACUUUGGAGCCGAUCUGAACCUGGUGAAAGUGGAGGCCUUGGGAGUUGAAUCCAUGGGAAGGGUCAAAGUCAACCCUGAGGCUCUGCAGGUGUUCAGAGAAGCAAGGGGCCGCACCCGGAGCCUCUUGUCUCUCUGCCGCAUAGCUGUACGAAGAAUACUUGGCAAAUCUCGUCUGGAUCUGAUCCAUAUCCUUCCAAUCCCAGACCCCAUUAAACAAUUUUUACUUCACGAACACAGUUAAAGGGCAACUGGCUGCUUUCCGGGACAGUUUGAUUUGGUAAAUGAGUGCGCUGAUAAAGCCAGGUGCCAGUCCUAUCCCUUCCCCCGCAG